GCGACGCUCUUCGCCGCUUUGACGCCUUCAUGCGUCAGCAGCAGCAGCAGCAGCAUGGUGGGAAAGUUGUGGAAGCUGCUAAUAACCGGAGAGUUUCUAUAAAAUAAACUAUAAUAAUAAUAAUUUAUAAAUAAAGUUGAAUAAGAGUUCAUAAUGGCGUCCAGGCGGAAGUCCGCUGAGAGUCUGAAACCAGAGAAGAAGAAGAAGAAGAAGAGCUGCGAGGAGGAAACAGCUUCAGUUUGUUCUCUGGUGGCAGACGAACAGCUGAAGGAGGUGGUGAAGGAGGCGUGGAGCCAGAGGAGAGCCUGCACACAGGGGGACCUGGAGCUGGACUGCGUCCCGUUCCCUCACUGCGUCAUCAAGAACUUCCUGAGCAGCGAGGUGUUCCUGGAGAACCUGCAGAAGGAGCUGCAGGAGCUCAACUUCAACCUCAAGUCCAACGACCUCUACAAGUUCAAACAGUCCGACGACCUGAAGAAGAGAACAGAGCCACACAUCGCAGGACUGAGGUCGGCUCUGUUCGGGCCCUUCCGCUCGUGGCUGGGGGAGGUGCUGGGGGUCCCUCUGGAGCCCACCGUGGACAUCUCAUGUGCCAGAUACGGAUACACAGAUGUUCUCCUGUGUCAUGAUGAUGAGUUGGAGGGACGCCGCGUGGCCUUCAUCCUCUACCUGGUUCCUCCCUGGAGGAGCAGCGACGGAGGAACGCUGGACCUCUACUCCACAGACAGUAACUUCCAGCCUCAGAGCGUGGUGAAGUCUCUCGUCCCGUCUCUCAACACGCUCGUCCUCUUCGAGGUUUCUCCUGUUUCCUUCCACCAGGUGUCUGAGGUUCUGUCUCAGGACCGGUGUCGUCUCUCAGUGAGCGGUUGGUUCCACGGUCCGUCUCUGGAUCGUCCUCCUCGCCACGCUGAGCCGCCCGCCGCCAGGAACCCCCACCUCCCCAUAGACGAGACGUUGCUGCUGGAGUGGAUCAACCCGGUUUAUCUGGACAUCUCGUACCAGGAACAGAUCCAGGAGGAGUUUGAGGACCGAUCAGAGAUUCAGCUCAAAGACUUCCUCAAGGAGGAGAAGUUCAGGGAGGUGAGUGAAGCGCUGAGACUCACUCAGGUCCAGUGGACGAAGAGGGGACCGCCCAACAAGAGGUGUUAUGAAGCAGCCUGUGUGGACUCCCUGCCUCAAUGUGUGACGUCCUGCUGGGAGCUGCUUCACUCUGAAGCGUUCUUCCUGCUUCUCUCCAACUUCACCGGCCUCCGCCUGCACUUCCUGUGUCCCAACGACGAAGACGAAGACGAAGAUGAAGACAGUAAAGACGAAGAGAGAGACGAAGCAGCGGACGGAGUCGCUACAGGCUCCAACACACAGUCACCUGCAGCCAAGGCCAGCAGGAAGAAAGAGCCGAGCACGCCGCUGUGCUGUGGCGAGCUGCGGCGCUGGUCCCACGGAGGUUACACGCUGCUGCACGACGCCGAGGCCGCCAGGGCCGAGUACGCCCUGGACCUCUACCUGCCGGUCUGUGGGCCAGAGUGGCAGUCAGAGUUCGGAGGCUUCACCUGUUAUGUUGCUAACGAAGAGGAUGAGGAGCUCCUGACGGUUUAUCCAGAAGAUAACUGUCUGGCCCUCGUCUACAGAGACAAAGAAACCCUGAAGUUUGUGAAGCACAUCAACCACAGAAGCUCCUCUGAGUCCUUUUAUGACUUCUCUUUUGUCUACUAUGAAUAAAUAAAUAUAUAUUCUGUAUCUUUC
Messenger RNA from Centropristis striata (black sea bass), 1743 nucleotides. RefSeq names its product 2-oxoglutarate and iron-dependent oxygenase domain containing 1 (gene ogfod1). Gene Ontology annotation, cellular component: cytoplasm. Lineage: Eukaryota; Metazoa; Chordata; Actinopteri; Perciformes; Serranidae. Gene Ontology annotation, biological process: peptidyl-proline hydroxylation; regulation of translational termination. Gene Ontology annotation, molecular function: L-ascorbic acid binding; iron ion binding; peptidyl-proline dioxygenase activity. The coding region runs from base 154 to 1719 and encodes 521 amino acids. The transcript is spliced from 13 exons. The record is from RefSeq and is a predicted model, not a curated record.